UCAGACUUACGUGGUUCUGAAACGUGCCGGUGGGGUGGACACAAUAGUAACGCCUGGGGAUGCUGCGUCCCAACAUGCGACCGUUAGCUGUGAAUUAUUAUUACUGCUGCUGUUAUUAAUGACGCUGGGUAUAUUGCAAUGGUUUAUACUAGAAUGAAGGAGAAAGCCGUGGAUCUUUAACUCUGGACACUGGACCUGGGUUUCUGUUCACAGCAAUGCAACAAAAUACAGUUAUUAAUAAUAAUAUCAACAUAUAAACGCGGCUGUCUGAGACGGAUACUUUACAUUUGCAACGAAAAUAUUAAGAAAGAAAUAAGAAGAACUGUGUUUUAAAAAAUAGACAUAUAUAUUGAUGUGGGAGUGAAAUUGUGUCUCCACUCUGGGCGACGGAUGAACACGAACCAAACAAAACGGUCACGCCGUCGCUGCUUGGAAAAAAAAACGUGAUUUUAAUGUUUCAUUUGAACACUUAGUGCCAGAGAGUUGAGUAUUAUGAUGUCGCGGACUGGCUGUUGUGAAACGUUUCACAUCCAUCAUGACAUUUUCUGAUUGCUAAAUGGAAACACCUUAUUACAGAAUUACGACUGGAUUUUUUUAAAUACAAUAAACCCAGUUUGGGAGUCGAGCCGGCAGUGCGUCGGUGUAUCGGGACACGUUGCAUAUGAGUUGUUGCUGCCGCAGUGUAAGCAUGCCUGCGUCUGGGUCUGGCGCCUGUGCUGUGGAGUUCUGGGUCGAGGGCUCUCGCAGAGACACCGCGCUGGAAGAUUUUUAUACUAAGGGGCCAGAAUUAGGAAGGGGCGCCACUUCUGUGGUUUUCAGAUGUGAAGAAAAACAAACGCAGAAACCGUACGCAGCCAAAAUUCUGAAGAAAACCAUUGACAAGAAGAUAGUCAGGACAGAAAUCGGGGUUCUGCUGCGGCUCUCGCACCCCAAUAUCAUCAGACUGAAGGAAAUCUUUGAGACGGCGACUGAGAUAAGCCUGGUCCUGGAGCUGGUGACCGGGGGAGAGCUGUUUGACAGGAUCGUGCAGCGCGGGUACUACAGUGAGAGGGACGCAGCCCAUGUCAUCAAGCAGAUCCUGGAAGCUGUGGCGUAUUUGCACGAGAAUGGCGUGGUGCAUCGGGACCUGAAGCCAGAGAAUCUGCUCUAUGCCGACCUGUCUCCAGAUGCAUCUUUGAAAAUAGCGGACUUCGGGCUGUCAAAGAUCGUGAAUGAGCAGGGCGCCAUGAAGACUGUGUGUGGGACUCCUGGGUACUGUGCACCAGAAAUCUUGCGUGGGAAUGCUUACGGGCCAGAAGUGGACAUGUGGUCAGUCGGGGUGAUAACAUACAUUCUGCUUUGUGGGUUCGAACCAUUCUUUGACCCGCGGGGGGAUCAGUACAUGUACAGCCGCAUCCUUAGCUGUGAUUACGAGUUUAUAUCCCCCUGGUGGGAUGAAGUGUCCCUCAAUGCCAAGGAUCUGGUGUGUAAGCUCAUCGUUCUGGACCCCCAGAGGAGGCUGUCGGUCCAGCAGGCCCUGCAGCACCCCUGGGUCUCCGGCAAGGCAGCCCGCUUCUCCCACAUGGACACCACGCAGAGGAAGCUGCAGGAGUUCAACGCCCGGCGCAAGCUCAAGGCAGCCAUGAAGGCAGUGGUGGCUACCAGCCGCAUCGGCUUCCACAGCCAUCACGAGGGCUCCCGAGGGAACCGGCAGCCAGAGAGCACAGGCAGACAGACAGACGGACAACCCGCUAAGAAUUCCCCGGGGCACGCCAGCGCACACUGCAGUUCUGAGAGCAAGCUGCUCCCAAUCAAUACCCCCUCAACCCCAGCCCCCCAGCCGCCCCAGGGCAGCCCCAAAACCAGAGAGCCCAACGCACUGCUGGAGCCCCCCACCAGCAUCCCUCGGGCUACCGGCAACAACCCCGAACCUCCCUCCACCAGCCCAGACCACAGCAAGCACCCGCGGCCUUCCGCUGCCCCCAAAACUGCCAUCGUCCGGCCGCGGACCCCCAAAAAGUGCUGUUCUUUGGGAUCCCCAAACAAACUUCCGGCUGUUUCCCCAUCUCCUCCCAGUCCAAAAAACAUCAGCAAUGGAUUUGUGAUGGAGUCCCACAACAAGAAGGCCCACUGCCAAUAGCGGCCUGCCAAAGAUAUGCCCUGGAUGAUGGGGUGGUCCCAUUCCUAUGAUCCAGAACACUGGUCUGCAUUCACUAAGCGUUGUACCUUGUUAAACCCACACGGUCUGACCACUUUAGUAGACCCUGCACCGAAUAUCAAGUUGGAGCACCGUUUACAACCCUGAUUAAAAACUUUCUAUGAGUGGCAUAGAUUUCACAAGUGUGCUGGAAGGUGUCUCGAGUGAUCCAUUGAGCCCAGCCUCUGUGACUGUCUGGCCCCUCUCUCCGUCACUGUCUGCGGUUACAGCUCUCUCUCUUGGCGACCCUUUUUUCCAUUGGUUUUGCUGUUGCUGAUCCACUCUGAUGACUCGUGGAGCAGCCGAACCAAAAGGACUGUCUUUGCUAGUGUGGCAUCUGCUCCGUGUGCACCCACUAUCCUCUUUCAAAUGCUGUUAGAUGCUUUUCCCAUUUCUGGAAGACUGUUUGCAAUUGCGUUUCUCCCACAGCUUUGUAGUGCUGCAGGAAACACACGAGCAGAGCUUUGAGACAGUCCAUUUAAAUUAAUAAAAUGACCUUCUUCCCCCUCUGACUGCUUUGAAAUGGACUAGCUCAGGCUUCAUGGCUGGGUAAAGUUUUGUUAAGCAGCGUAAAUAGCAGAGUAUGUUCAUUAUCAAGUUACAGGAAAUGGAUUCUCCCUAGGAAUGUUAAAAAAGAUGACAAUUAGCCCAAGGCACUAAACUUUUAUUUAAAGAUUAUUAUUAUAUUUUCUUUUUUAAACAAGCUUUCCCUUAUGCCAGUGUCAUUUUGCACAGUAAUGUUGUAUUUGUCCCUUGAGUUUCCAAUGGUUAGACUAUGUGUGUACCAUAGUUUAUCAUGGUUUGAUUAUUUCAAGAACAUUUGGUAUGAAACAACUUUGGUGGACUCGAGAAUGUUUCUCACUAACUCUGUAUAUGACCAGAUUGCUUUUAUUUUCCCAAGAACGCUAUGUAUUGUUCUGUCACCUUUACCAUCUGCACAUUAGGAGGGUAAGAGAGUGCUGUUCACUGUGGCUGAUCUCCCAUUCAUUCUUGAAUGUGUGAGUUUACACUGGGAUGAAUACCAUUGUAUAGAGCAGCUCGCUAUGUGUGCUAAUGAUCAGAGUUACUUCACUAAUGUACUCUUCUAUUAAGAUUCUGCUUCAGUCGUCACAUCCCUGAGGGUUGUUUAAAACUCAGUAGAGCUCUCAAAAUCAUGUCUAACUUGCAAUUAAAUCAGGUACACUUGCAACAGCCUUUGAAAUUAGGAAAUACAUCAGUAAGGGCAUUGAAUAAGGGCAUCUGCUAAGAAAUAAACAAUAAUAAUAAUAAUAAUAAUAAUAAUAAAAAUAAUAAUAAUAAUAAUAAUAAUAAUAAUAAUAAUAAUAAUAAUAAUAAUAAUAAUAAUAAUAAUAAUAAUAAUAAGUAAGAAAUACAGCAUAAAAGAAAUGUGGUAUUUCAUAAAUCCACUGGGGCCAGAGAACAGGGGCCUGUGUCACAAUAAGCAUUUAGCAGGCUUCUAACUAGCUGGCAUCCUUCUAGCCGUUUCACAGAAUUCUAGGUAUCAGUAACUUUAGAAAGACCUGCUAAAUAUUUAGAAAGCAACUAAUAAACAUCUGUCGGCUUUCCAGAGAGUCUCACAAAGCGAUGUUAAAUGUUCUUUACCUCAAACGGGAGAGUCGAUGAAUCUGAAUAAAUAUCACGUUACACUGAGUGAUCACAAACCAGCAAAUCAUGGCUUUGCUACUAUUUUUACCCGACAGAGAUUUCGUACAAAAAUUUCGGGACACAACAAAUCCGCCAGAUUAAAUAUAAUGACCAUGUAUUGAAACAUUACAGACAGACUCGAAAUGUAAUGCUAGAAUUAUGUGUCUUGAAAAUCCACGGUGUACCAACAGAAAUCCAAGUGCCUUUUAUGCAUCUUGCGAAUUUCAAAGAAAUGUUGGUGACUGACAUGGUAUUAGUAAGAUUAGUAAGGCAACGGCUUCACAAACUGAUGCCCGUGUUUCCUGCAGCCUUGCCAGGAGACCAGUUCUUAGUCUGGUAACACAGAAGAGCUUCCAGACCUGCUAUAUCUUGAUUUAGCACCCUUCUAGCUUCUAAUUGUAGAAGCGCUUUGUGAAACAGGCCCCAGGUUACCAGAUGUAGACAUGGUUCUUUAAAAUAUUACACCGAUACAAAGAGAAUCUAAACAAGAAGGAUAUGCUAGUUAAACCCCCCCCCCCUGCUAUUCCGUGCCCAUGCAGAUAUGCUAGUUAACCCCCCCCCCCUGCUAUUCCGGGCCCAUGCAGAUAUGUUAGUUAAAACGCUCCUGCUAUUCCGGGCCCAUGCAGAUAUGCUAGUUAAAACGCUCCUGCUAUUCCGGGCCCAUGCAGAUAUGCUAGUUAAACCCCCCCUGCUAUUCCGGGCCCAUGCAGAUAUGCUAGUUAAAACGCUCCUGCUAUUCCGGGCCCAUGCAGAUAUGCUAGUUAAACCCCACCCCCUGCUAUUCCGGGCCCAUGCAGAUAUGCUAGUUAAACCCCCCCUGCUAUUCCGGGCCCAUGCAGAUAUGCUAGUUAAAACGCUCCUGCUAUUCCGGGCCCAUGCAUUGUUGCUCUUUAAGCUGUUUGUCACCUGAGCAUCCUUAUCUGUGAAACGCCGGGGCUUCAGAAACCGUCUGUAAAAAACUAACGUGUUUGACAGGCAGGCUAAUUCAGGUUUCACUGCUUAUGGAAAAAUGACACACGUUGAAAACACCAGAAGCAAGGAAACUCCGCAAGCGCUGUAUUCAUUAUUAUUUUCGAAUCUCCCAUUCUUUCACUAUGAUUUACCUGCACUUUACUGAGCUGUGCUUGUACUAUCAUAUGCCAUAGCUUGGUCCAUUAUGUCCUGCAUAUUCACCACUAUAUAUUUAAUAUACUGUACACAGCAUUGAUAGAUUAUUAGCUAGAUACGUUUGUCUGCUUGAUCCAAGCUUAAUCCUUGUGUCUUUAUCAGCGUGAGUAGGUACAAUUUACUCUACAAUAAAACAGGAUCCCCUUUGUCAGAGCAGACUGUGCUACUAAACCCUUGCAUGCAUCAAGGACUUUACAGGAUGUCCUUGUGUCAUCAAUUAUGCAAAUGAAGAUCAACUGUGACAUGGUUGUUUUACAGAGUGGUUUAUAGAUGUCAUGUCGACCUGUUUUAAAUGUUAUAUGUUUUGGAUAAUAAAGUGUAUUAGAAGAAA
Messenger RNA from Acipenser ruthenus (sterlet), 5318 nucleotides. RefSeq names its product calcium/calmodulin-dependent protein kinase type IV-like. The record is from RefSeq and is a predicted model, not a curated record. Lineage: Eukaryota; Metazoa; Chordata; Actinopteri; Acipenseriformes; Acipenseridae. The transcript has 12 exons. Gene Ontology annotation, biological process: protein phosphorylation. Gene Ontology annotation, molecular function: calcium/calmodulin-dependent protein kinase activity; ATP binding; calmodulin binding. The coding region runs from base 662 to 2119 and encodes 485 amino acids.